Molecule: messenger RNA, 4076 nt
Organism: Condylostylus longicornis
Lineage: Eukaryota; Metazoa; Arthropoda; Insecta; Diptera; Dolichopodidae
Gene: Cand1
Product: cullin-associated NEDD8-dissociated protein 1
Exons: 9
Coding region: 201-3899 (1232 amino acids)
Biological process (GO): SCF complex assembly; protein ubiquitination
Cellular component (GO): nucleus
Source: RefSeq, a predicted model, not a curated record
CAUCCCUGCCCUGUUUGAGAAGUCAAAUUAAAUUUUUGAAUGAGGAUUUUUGUGUGAAUUUGCAAUCUGUGUUUUAAGUAAUUUUUUUUUUCUAUAUCUAUACAUCUUUGGAUGUGCAUUAAUUAAUUGAUUAUAUUUUGGAAAAGAAGUUGUAAAAUCGAAUUAUAAAUUAUUUUACUGAAAAAGAGGAUUUCGCAAAAAUGGCUUCUCAUCAAUAUCAUCAAAUUGCCAAUUUGCUCGAAAAGAUGACAUCAACUGAUAAAGAUUUUCGGUUUAUGGCAACCAACGAUUUAAUGACUGAAUUACAAAAGGAUAGUAUAAAAUUAGAUGAUGAAAGUGAAAAGAAGGUUGUUCGUAUGGUUUUGCGGCUCCUUGAAGAUAAGAAUGGCGAAGUACAAAAUCUUGCUGUUAAGUGUCUGGGUCCCCUUGUGAAUAAGGUUAAAGAAGUUCAAGUUGAAACAAUUGUAGAUUCUUUGUGUGGUAAUAUGACCUCAAAUAGUGAACAAUUAAGAGAUAUAUCAAGCAUUGGAUUGAAGACAGUUAUAUCGGAAUUACCACAGUCAUCGAAUUCAUUAGCUCCAAAUGUUUGUCAGAGAAUUACUGGAAAAUUAAGCAGCGCCAUAGAAAAAGAAGAUGUUUCUGUAAAACUGGAAGCGUUGGAUAUUUUAUCAGAUCUAUUGUCACGUUUUGGUGAUUUCUUAACACCGUUUCAUGAUGUGAUAUUAAAAGCACUUGUUCCGCAAUUAGGCUCAAGUCGACAAGCCGUGAGGAAGAGAACAAUCGUUGCGUUAUCACAUUUAUUAGUAUUAUGCAAUAAUGAUGCCUAUAAUAAAGUUAUCGAUCAUUUAGUUGAAGGUUUGGAAAAACCUCAAAAUCCUGCAGCAAUUCGUACGUAUAUACAAUGUUUGGCCUCAAUUUGCAGAUAUGCGGGCCAUAGAUUGUGUAACCAUAUUGGUCGAAUAAUGGUCAUUUUGCAAGAAUAUAGUAGAUGUGAGGAUGAUGAAUUAAGGGAGUUUUGUUUACAAGCUUGUGAGGCGUUUGUUUACCGAUGCCCAGAUCCUAUUUUGCCCCACAUACCAAUGAUAAUUGAAUUAUGUGUGAAAUAUUUGGUAUACGAUCCAAAUUAUAAUUACGAAGCAGAUGAUGGAGAAGUUAGUGUGUCGAUGGAUACUGAAGAUGAUGAAUAUGUGGACAGCGAGGAAUAUAGCGAUGAUGAUGAUUUAAGUUGGAAAGUAAGAAGAGCAGCAGCCAAGUGUAUCGAAGCAGUUAUUAUUACACGACAUGAAUUGGUCGAAGAUUUUUAUAGAACAUUGUCCCCAACUUUAAUUUCCCGAUUUAAAGAAAGGGAAGAAAAUGUGAAAUCUGAUAUUUUCCAUGCAUACAUUGCUCUUUUAAAAGCAACACGACCGAUUGAUAAUGUAAUGCAAAAUGCUGACUCAAUGGAUCAAGUGUCCGGUUCAAUAUGCUUAUUACAAGAUCAAGUUCCUGCAAUUGUUAAAGCUAUAACACCCUUAAUGAGAGAAAAGUCUGUUAAAACGCGUCAGGAUUGCUUUUUAUUGUUACGUGAACUUUUACAAGCAUAUCCCGGUGCGCUUGCAAACCACUUAGAUUGUAUUGUUGGUGGUAUACAUUAUUCAUUGAGUGAUAAAAAUUCCACAUCUAAUAUGAAGAUAGAUGCAUUGGCUUUUAUAUCUAGUUUAUUACAAGGACAUAAUCCACAAGUUUUCCAUAAACAUAUUUCUGUACUUGUACCAUUGGUUGUCGCAGCGGUUUUCGAUGCAUUUUAUAAAAUAGCUACAGAAGCUUUAUCUGUAUUGCAGCAGUUGGUGAAAGUAAUACGACCAUUAGAUAACGAAACAAACUUCGAAGCAACGCAAUAUAUUGAACAAUUAUACCAGGCAACAUUUAAAAAAUUAAAAUCUUCUGAAGUUGAUCAAGAAGUGAAAGAACGUGCAAUUGCUUGUAUGGGACAAAUUGUUGCUAAUUUAGGUGAUUUUCUUAAAAGUGAAUUGAAUACCUGUUUGCCAUUAUUUAUGGAACGUUUGCGUAACGAAGUGACUCGUCUAAGCUCUGUUAGAGCUUUGACAAUGAUAGCUGCAUCACCACUCAAAAUUGAUAUUUCACCAAUUCUGAAUGAACUUAUACCGGCCUUAGGUUCAUUUUUAAGGAAAAAUCAGCGUGCUCUUAAACUGAAUUCAUUGGCUUUGUUAAACAAAUUAGUAAAUAAUUACAGUCAUGCAUUUCCACCUGAACUACUACAAACUGCUGUUAUAGAAAUACAGCCCUUAAUAUCAGAUUCUGACUUACAUAUUGCCCAGUUAUCUUUAGUUUUGUUAACGUCAACAGCUCAAAGACAACCUCAAGCAUUAGUUGGAAUUUACGAUCAGUUUACUCCAAAUGUUCUUGCAUUGGUGCGUUCUCCUUUGCUACAAGGAACAGCGUUGAGUUGCACUCUAGAUCUAUUCCAAGCUUUAGUGCAAGCUGAAAUACCGGGGUUGGGAUAUUCUACAUUACUGGAAAUGCUUACAGAACCAGUUUUACAAGGAGGAGAUCAGCUGCACAAACAAGCUUAUCAUUCUUUAGCAAAAUGUGUGGCAGCGUUGACUCAAAAAUCAUCAUUAGAAUCUAUACCAUUAGCUUCUAAGCUUCUAGUAGAUAUAACAAAAUCCCGCAAUGAUUCUCAUUUAGUAUUUUGUUUGUUGACUAUUGGAGAAAUCGGUCGUUAUUGUGAUUUGAGUUCUAUUGAUCUUUUACCACAAACAAUUAUCGAAUGCUUUGGAGCUUCAUCUGAAGAUGUAAAAAGCGCUGCGAGCCAUGCUUUGGGUGCAGUAGCUGUUGGCAAUCUCCAAACAUAUUUGCCAUUGAUUUUAUAUGAAAUUGAAGUACAGCCUCGAAGGCAAUAUCUUUUAUUGCAUUCACUCAAGGAGGUUAUUUCAUCGUUAUCAGCUACACCGAAGGGAGUUGAGCAAUUAAUACCAUCUGUACCAUCAAUAUGGGAUAAAUUAUUUAAACACUGUGAAUGCUCAGAAGAAGGAUCACGCAAUGUUGUUGCAGAAUGUCUUGGAAAAUUAGUUUUAGUGAAUCCAGAAAAAUUAUUGCCUUGUUUACAACAAUCACUUCGAACUGGAAGUCCUCAAAUGAGGACAGCAGUUGUAACUGCUGUUAAAUUUACAAUUUCUGAUCAACCACAGCCUAUAGAUAUUUUAUUAAAACAAUGUAUUGGAGAAUUUUUAUUUUCUUUACGCGAUCCAGAACCUUCUGUAAGGCGGGUCGCUUUGGUUGCAUUUAACUCAGCUGUUCAUAAUAAACCAAGUCUUGUCAGAGACUUACUUCCAACAUUGUUACCAUGGUUGUAUGACGAAACAAAAGUCAAAGACGAGUUAAUACGGGAAGUCGAAAUGGGUCCAUUUAAACAUACAGUUGAUGAUGGUUUGGAUAUCCGUAAAGCUGCAUUUGAAUGUAUGUAUACAUUAUUAGAGCAAGGAUUAGAUAGAGUAGAUGUGAUGCAAUUUUUGGAUCAUGUUCAAGCUGGUCUUCGUGAUCAUUAUGACAUUAAAAUGUUAACAUAUUUAAUGACAGCUCGUUUAGCUGUACUAUGUCCUGAAGCUGUUCUUUUAAGAUUGGAUCAAUUCGUAUUGCAAUUACGAACAACAUGUACGCAUAAAGUUAAAGCAAAUUCUGUGAAACAAGAAUAUGAAAAACAAGAUGAAUUAAAGAGAUCAGCCUUAAGAGCUGUUGUUGCAUUAGCAUCUAUACCUAAAGCAGAUAAAAAUCAACAAUUAUCAGAGUUUUUAAAAUUAAUUAAAGAAACACAGGAGCUCAAUAAAAUAUUCGAAUUAAUACAAAAGGAUUCAAUAUCAAAUAGUAACUCAGAAACGAUUUCAAUGGAUCAAAGUUAAAUGAUCAAAAAAAAAAUUACAAAUUACAAAACAAAAAAAAGCUCUUUUAAUUUUACUUGGGCAAAAAUUAUAUUUAAUAAAGCUAAUUAAUAAAAAAGUUUCUCAUUGAUUUUCUUUCAUAUAAAAAUUAGUUUUUUUUUUUCAUUCAUAACAUUAAUUAAAAAAAAUGUAAUAAAG